Molecule: messenger RNA, 5136 nt
Organism: Fukomys damarensis (Damara mole-rat)
Lineage: Eukaryota; Metazoa; Chordata; Mammalia; Rodentia; Bathyergidae
Gene: Vangl2
Product: VANGL planar cell polarity protein 2
Exons: 8
Coding region: 485-2050 (521 amino acids)
Biological process (GO): Wnt signaling pathway, planar cell polarity pathway; multicellular organism development; establishment of planar polarity
Cellular component (GO): plasma membrane
Source: RefSeq, a predicted model, not a curated record
UGAAGUGUGAUUUCGUUUGGCCUCAGUUUUCGUAGUUAUAAAACACAGUUAAUGAUCCCUCUCCGUCCUUCCUUUUCCUGACGGGUUGGUAGAGGUGGAAGUGUUAGGGGAGAGGAGAGGCUGGGAUGUUGUUCCUCCACUUAGGGUCUUUUUUAACUUGUUCUUUCCUCUUUCCUGGCAGCUCCCUCCUAUGCGCCCUUACCCUUCUCCCUGUGUGAGCUCACCUUCCUGCUUUCUUGGUGUCAGCGUGCCCUCUCUGAGUUGGUCUGAAAUUUCUCCUCUUCCCCUCUCCAGGAUCGCCGCUUGAUUUUCUCUGAGGCAAGCCCACCCGUCCAGCAAAAUAGAGUCCCUCAGGGUGACGGUUGACUUCCUGAAGGUGCCUCUUGGCCUGAAGAAGCCGGUGCUGAAGGAGGUGGCUGUGGGGCCCCCCAAGAGGCCCCAACCUGCGGCCCUGGAGCGCUACAAGGCACGGCGUUCAGACGCCAUGGACACCGAGUCCCAGUACUCGGGCUAUUCCUACAAGUCGGGACACUCCCGCAGCUCCCGCAAGCACAGGGACCGCCGGGACCGACACCGCUCAAAGAGCCGAGAUGGGAGCCGUGGGGACAAGUCAGUGACAAUCCAGGCACCAGGAGAGCCCCUGCUGGAUAAUGAGUCCACACGGGGAGAUGAGCGGGACGACAACUGGGGGGAAACAACCACGGUAGUCACGGGCACCUCAGAGCACAGCAUCUCACACGAUGACCUCACGCGCAUUGCCAAGGACAUGGAGGACAGUGUCCCACUGGACUGCUCCCGUCACCUGGGCGUGGCUGCAGGGGCCACUCUGGCGCUGCUCUCUUUCCUCACGCCGCUGGCUUUCCUGCUGCUGCCCCCACUGCUGUGGCGGGAUGAGCUGGAGCCCUGUGGGACGGCCUGCGAGGGCCUCUUCAUUUCUGUGGCGUUCAAGCUGCUCAUCCUGCUGCUGGGCAGCUGGGCUCUGUUCUUCCGCCGGCCCAAGGCUUCUCUGCCCCGAGUCUUCGUGCUGCGCGCCCUGCUCAUGGUGCUCGUCUUCCUCCUCGUCGUCUCUUACUGGCUCUUCUACGGUGUGCGCAUCCUGGAUGCCCGUGAGCGCAGCUACCAGGGUGUCGUGCAGUUCGCCGUGUCGCUGGUGGAUGCCCUGCUCUUUGUGCAUUACCUCGCCGUGGUCCUGCUGGAACUGCGCCAGCUCCAGCCGCAGUUCACGCUCAAGGUUGUGCGCUCCACGGACGGGGCCAGCCGCUUCUACAACGUCGGCCAUCUCAGCAUCCAGCGCGUGGCAGUGUGGAUCCUGGAGAAGUAUUACCAUGACUUCCCUGUCUACAACCCUGCCCUCCUCAACCUGCCCAAGUCCGUGCUGGCCAAGAAAGUGUCUGGCUUCAAGGUGUACUCUCUCGGAGAGGAAAACAGCACCAACAACUCCACGGGCCAGUCUCGGGCUGUGAUUGCAGCGGCGGCCCGGCGGCGGGACAACAGCCACAAUGAGUAUUACUAUGAGGAAGCUGAGCAUGAGCGCAGGGUGCGCAAGCGCAGGGCCAGGCUCGUGGUGGCUGUGGAGGAGGCCUUCACUCACAUUAAGCGGCUGCAAGAAGAGGAGCAGAAGAACCCUAGGGAGGUGAUGGACCCCCGGGAGGCAGCCCAGGCCAUCUUUGCAUCCAUGGCCCGUGCCAUGCAGAAGUACCUGCGGACCACCAAGCAGCAGCCUUACCACACCAUGGAGAGCAUCUUGCAGCACCUUGAAUUCUGCAUCACACAUGACAUGACGCCCAAGGCCUUUCUGGAGCGGUACCUGGCAGCUGGACCCACCAUCCAGUACCACAAGGAACGCUGGCUGGCUAAACAGUGGACACUGGUGAGCGAGGAGCCGGUGACCAAUGGGCUUAAGGAUGGCAUCGUUUUCCUCCUAAAACGCCAGGACUUCAGCCUGGUGGUUAGCACCAAGAAGGUGCCAUUCUUCAAACUCUCCGAGGAAUUUGUGGAUCCCAAGUCACACAAGUUUGUCAUGAGGCUGCAGUCGGAGACCUCGGUGUGACCGUGCAACAGCAGGGGAGUGGGAGACUCUGGGCUCACGUGAGGUGGGAGGGGCCUGGUUCUCAGGCCCAGCCAAGCUCCCAGUGCCCUUCUUCCUCUUGCUCUUAUUUUUUACUUGAAUUAACCUCCUCCUCACCCUGUCUCCUCCCUCUUCCUCAUUUUACCCCAUGUGAACCUGGAGAGACCUUUCUGCUGGGGACCCCCCCAUUUUUGUAUCACCUGGGCCCUGCAAGAAUCAGUGCCUCUCUCUCUCUGCUCUUCCCUGCAGUUUCCCCAGACGACAGCCCUUUCUGAAAGGGCCUGGGGCCCUCUUGACUAUACUUGUCCCUCCUGAGCGCCACCCACAACCCAGGUUCUGGUAGCAUUCUCUCCAGUGGUCCCUAACAGGGUUUCUUUGGGAGCAGUGAUGAGACCCCAGAGAACCCUGAUGCCAAAUUCUGCCAAGGAAGCCGCUACCCUGUCCCACCCGUAACAGACUCUAAGUUCUGGGCAGAGAUGCUCCUGCCACGUAGCCCCCGGAGUUAGGAAUCUCCUUGCGGCACUAUUGCUUCCAGCUUCUCUCCCCCAGCCACACUUGUUAGAGCAAGGAAAGAUCCCAUCCUUUACCUAGAAGUUUCCGUGUGCCGUUCCUGAUUUUAUGGUCACACAAGAUCCCAGCAAAUGGAGGUGGGAAGCCUCUGACCACUUCACCAGGGCCCUGGGGAAGGUCCAGAGGGUCUUUCCUGGACAGCUCCUGAAGGGAAGGGGACACAUCCCUGAGUUGGGAGAGACCCUUGUCGUUGACCUCUGCCCUCAGAACUUGCCCUGGCCUUGCCUUUGUUCCCAGUCUUCCCAGUGAGGGAUGGGAUGUAGACUCCUGUGUAGACUUAGUGGUGCGCAGACCCUGACAGCCGAUUUUCCUUCCUGCACCAGCCACCCCAGGCUUGCUGACUCCUCUCGGCUCCAGAGACCUGUUGCCUCAUCUCUGUGGAGGAGGAGACAGCUCCUCCUGUCCCCGGCCUUAAGUCCAGUUCUUUGCCUCAGGGGUCUCUUUUCCUUGGCCUUCCAGGGUCUCCUCCUCUUCUCUUUCUUCCUAGUUCUCUGGGUUCUAUCCUGGGGUCAGGCACCAAGAUUAUUGCCUUCUGUGGGCACUCAGGCCCUCACCCCAUUUUACUUCGGUGGCUUUUGCACCAAGUCCAAAUUCUUAAUAGUCUAGAUCUCAUUCUGAGCAAAAUUCACCAGCCUUCUAAUAUUUCUUUUCAGAGUAAAUUUGAGCCUUUUAAAUGAGACAUCUUUAAAUUAUGUAGUUUUUUUGCCAAGGGCAACACAAAUAGGAAACAGCUGUGUGCACCCUUCCCAGGUCCACACGGAGGAUUGUCCAGGUACUAGGGUGGAGCCUGUGCCUGAAUCAGGUCUCCAGAUGGCUCCCAGUGGCCCUGGAUGAGUCCUUCUUUUCCUUAAAAAAUGUACUGGUACUUGUCUUGCAAAGCACGCUCUGGGAUAAGCUGCCCUUUGAUCUCAGCCCUGGGAAGCUGCUUCCUCCCUGAAGGGUUGAUGGAGCCUACUGAUUAUGGUUUUUCUACUGCCCUUUCUGAAAGGGCACCUCUGACCCUCCACUGCUCACUAGAGAUGGGUGAGGGGUUCCUCAGCCUGAGCUCACCUUGUUCCCACAGGAUGGAUUGCAGGGCUAAUUGAGGCAGAACUGGGAUGGAAUUAGCCUUGGGCUAGGGCUGGUGGGGGGGUCCUUGGAUAGGCGGGGUGAAAUGCAUCCUGCCCUGGGGGUCCUGGGAAAGUCCAGUGGGGGUCCUGGUCUUUUCUCUAAGACUCUGGUUUCAGAGGAGUCCCUUCUGGGUCCAUGUGUACCUCACUAUCCUGGAGAACAGGGCCUGGGUGGUGAUUGGGGUCUUCGCCUUGGUGGGCAAGAAUGGGGCAUUUGGUUUGAGGAAUGGGUCGGGGUGGGCAGAAGGAAAGGAUUUGGGGGUCUUAGUUGUUGCCCUAGAUUUAGGGGCAGGGGAGUGUUUAUUUUAAGAACCUGCCAUGUUUUUAAUCACUGUGAUUUUUUCAUUCCUUUUUCCUAAAACAAAAGAAAUGUUUCCCCCAAAUCUCUCCUAAGCACUAAGGGCUGUGACUGAGAAUGGUAGCGUUUUGAUCCUUUGCGUCAGAACUGUGGUAUCUUUGUCUUCUCUGGUUAUUAUUAUUAUUAUUAUUUUUUAAAACGUCAGGAUGAAUUGUCCAGUGUAUGGCUGUGCGUGCGUGCGUGUGUGUGUGUGUGUGUGUGUGUGUGUGUGUGUGCGAAGUUGUCUUCGUGCUGUGAACUGCUGGGGACGGGCAGCUGACUCAGGCCCUCUGAGCUGUUUGCCCACCAGGCCUGUCCCACCACUCUGGGUUUCCUCCUGCUCUGGCUGCAAGGGUGUGCCCACCACUGGCAGCCCCCACCGCAGGGGAUGCCGUGCUGCCCCCCAAGCUCUCUUGUUUCUAUGACUACACGGCACCUAGCUCAUCCCCAGGCCUUGGAAUGCUUGCCCCUUCCCUCCACACCACCACAUGGUGCCUCAGUCCUUCACCUACCUCGCCACUCUGCCCCUGUUCCCAUUGCUCCCUGUCUGUCUCCUGAGCCACCUUUUGUGCUCCCUGUUUAUUCUGGUUUAUAUCCCUUUGGUCUCUGACUCCUUCCCAUCCCGCUCUGCUUCAUCCCUUGAGUUUUUGCUUCCUGAGCACACUUUGGUACUCCCUUUGCAAACCCCAAGCACAAUACCCAUGGCGAGUGGAUGCUGGGAUCCCUGAAGCUUUCUCAUUGGAAACAUCCAUUUCCUGGGGUUUGUGCUCCCCUCCAUUCUGGGCCCAGAUGAGCUCCUUUGUCCCUUCAUGGUGUCAGUCUGUCUUCUCUUUCCUCUGCCCUCCUUACAGGCAGUAUCUGCUGAUGAAUUCAGACCUGGUGUGUGAGUGUUGUGAUUUGUUCUGCGUGCAAAAGGGGCUUUUUGAGUCCCUUCCAAGUGAGACUGUAAGUGUAGAAUUUUCCACAGUUGGAUCUAGAGUUUAUUUUGUUUUGUUUUCGCUUUUCUUUUCUUUUGUUUCUCCUCCUUCUCCUUCUCCUUCUUCUCCUUCUCC